Messenger RNA from Arvicola amphibius (Eurasian water vole), 5850 nucleotides. RefSeq names its product doublecortin like kinase 2 (gene Dclk2). Gene Ontology annotation, molecular function: protein kinase activity; ATP binding. The transcript has 16 exons. Gene Ontology annotation, biological process: protein phosphorylation; intracellular signal transduction. The record is from RefSeq and is a predicted model, not a curated record. Bases 402 to 2549 code for a protein of 715 amino acids. NCBI's taxonomy places the organism in Eukaryota, Metazoa, Chordata, Mammalia, Rodentia, Cricetidae.
CCCCCUCCGCUUCCUUCCUCCGUUCGGCGCGCCGGAGAGCGAGCGCGGGCUGGACGCGAACCAGCGCAAGCCUCGGGCCGUUCAACUUAGUGGCUCCCGGCCCGCUGCCCGCGCGCUGUUUGUGAGGCGUGGCCCGGCGAAGGAGGCGCUUGGGGGGCGUGGGGCUCCCCAGCUGGCGGCGGCGACGGAGAGGGCGCGCGGGACAAUGAGCUGGGCAGCUCCGAGCUGCGGCCGCCUUUAGCUGGCUGAGCGGGCCCACCUGGGAGCAUGGCCCGAGUGCACGAGCCAGGUGUCUCAGUGCUUUAAGGCCGGAGCGCCCAGAUCACGGCGCGCUGCGGCUGGGGCGGUGGGGACGUUCCUUUAUUAAUUUAUUUGUGGAGAGCUAUCUCUGAGCAGCCGCGAUGGCCAGCACCAGGAGCAUUGAACUGGAGCAUUUUGAAGAACGGGACAAAAGGCCGCGGCCAGGGUCGCGGAGAGGGGCUCCCAGCUCCUCCGGGGGCAGCAGCAUCUCUGGCCCCAAGGGCAAUGGGCUCAUCCCCAGCCCGGCGCACAGUGCUCACUGCAGCUUCUACCGCACGCGGACCUUGCAGGCCCUAAGCUCGGAGAAGAAGGCCAAGAAGGCACGCUUCUACCGGAAUGGGGACCGCUACUUCAAAGGCCUGGUCUUUGCCAUCUCCAACGAUCGCUUCCGUUCCUUUGAUGCGCUCCUCAUAGAGCUGACCCGCUCGCUAUCUGACAAUGUGAACCUGCCUCAGGGCGUCCGCACAAUCUACACCAUAGACGGCAGUCGGAAGGUCACCAGCUUGGAAGAGCUGCUUGAAGGGGAGAGUUACGUGUGUGCCUCCAACGAACCAUUUCGUAAAGUUGAUUACACCAAAAACGUUAAUCCGAACUGGUCUGUGAACAUCAAGGGAGGUACAACCCGAGCCUUGGUCGUGGCCUCUGUGAAAAGUGAGGUGAAGGAAAGCAAAGACUUCAUCAAACCCAAAUUAGUGACUGUGAUUCGAAGUGGAGUGAAGCCUAGGAAGGCCGUGCGGAUCCUUCUCAAUAAAAAGACUGCCCAUUCUUUUGAGCAGGUCCUGACAGAUAUCACUGAAGCCAUUAAACUAGAUUCAGGCGUGGUCAAGAGGCUGUGCACCCUGGAUGGAAAGCAGGUUACUUGUCUGCAAGACUUUUUUGGUGAUGAUGAUGUUUUUAUUGCAUGUGGACCUGAAAAAUACCGUUAUGCCCAAGAUGACUUUGUCCUGGAUCAUAGCGAAUGCCGUGUUCUGAAGUCAUCUUAUUCUCGAGUCUCAGCUGCUAAGUAUUCUGGAUCCAAAAGCCCUGGCCCCUCUCGCCGCAGCAAGUCACCAGCUUCAGUUAAUGGAACUCCCAGCAGCCAGCUUUCUACUCCUAAGUCCACGAAGUCCUCCAGUUCCUCUCCAACCAGUCCAGGAAGUUUCAGAGGAUUGAAGAUUUCUGCUCAGGGCAGAUCAUCUUCCAAUGUGAACGGUGGACCUGAACUUGAGCGCUGCAUGAGCCCUGAAGGUGUGAAUGGGAACAGGUGCUCUGAGUCCUUCACGCUUCUGGAGAAAUACAGAAUCGGGAAGGUCAUUGGCGAUGGCAAUUUUGCAGUAGUUAAAGAGUGUAUGGACAGGUCUACUGGAAAAGAGUUUGCUUUAAAGAUUAUAGACAAGGCCAAGUGCUGUGGAAAGGAGCAUCUGAUUGAGAAUGAAGUGUCAAUACUGCGCAGGGUGAAGCACCCCAACAUCAUCAUGUUGGUCGAAGAGAUGGAAACGCCAACUGAGCUCUUUCUAGUGAUGGAACUCGUCAAAGGUGGAGAUCUCUUUGAUGCAAUUACUUCUUCAACCAAGUACACAGAGAGAGAUGGCAGUGCCAUGGUGUACAACCUGGCGAAUGCCCUCAGGUACCUGCAUGGCCUCAGUAUCGUACACAGAGACAUCAAGCCUGAGAACCUUCUGGUGUGUGAAUAUCCGGAUGGGACCAAGUCUUUGAAACUGGGAGACUUUGGACUGGCAACAGUGGUUGAAGGCCCUUUGUACACAGUGUGUGGCACACCGACUUACGUGGCACCAGAAAUCAUUGCUGAAACGGGUUAUGGCCUGAAGGUGGAUGUUUGGGCAGCUGGUGUGAUUACAUACAUACUUCUCUGUGGAUUCCCACCAUUCCGGAGUGAGAACAACCUCCAGGAAGAUCUCUUCGACCAGAUCUUGGCUGGGAAACUGGAGUUUCCAGCCCCCUACUGGGACAACAUUACCGAUUCCGCCAAGGAAUUAAUUAGUCAAAUGCUUCAGGUAAAUGUUGAAGCUCGCUGCACUGCGGGAGAAAUUCUGAGUCACCCCUGGGUGUCUGAUGACGCAUCCCAGGAGAAUAAUAUGCAAGCUGAGGUUACAGGUAAACUAAAACAGCACUUUAAUAAUGCGCUCCCCAAACAGAACAGCACCACCACGGGGGUCUCUGUUAUCAUGCAAUGUUUUACUGAAAACCUGAGAAAGUCUGAGAUGUCACAGAGUUCUGGCUUCACUGAGUUGAAAAGAACCAUCACAUGAGCUGGCAGCAGGAGGACCCUUCCCAGGGAUUGUAUUUUGAGACCUACCUCAUGAACAGAAGCAGUGUGCAUCUGUGCCAUGCAUGGUGGUGUAGGCAGCUUCUGUGGAAGUGGAAAAAGAAAACCAUUCAGAGUCAGCAUUUGUGCUAGGGGUGCAGUUAGUGGUGCAGUUAGUGUGCCCAGUGUGUGUGUGCUUAGCAUGUGUGUAGGCCCCAACGAUCUCCCAAAAUAUACAAUUUCAGCAUAUGGUAGAGAGUCUUUAAGAAAAUUUGUUGGAAUCAAAAUUUCAUAUCAUAUGUUAAUUAGCUUUCUAAUCUUCUAAGAUGUGUAAGCCUUGCAGCCCUAUAGGAGAAUUAUACAGUGAGUCAGAAGCUCAGAUGAGGUUCUAGAAUGAUUGACAGUCCUCCCUAGGGCUAAGUGUAAGCUGUGUGUUCUAGAUACUAAUGCAGAGAACGUCUCAGCACUUACAGAUAGCAGUUUCCCCCUUGCUAAUGGGUUAGACAGAUGUCGAACCCUCAAGCUUUAAUGGGGUGUUCCUGUGAAAGAACAACCCUUAAGAAGGUGACUUAUAACAGUUGUGUGUAUGAUGUAUAUGCAAGAGCCACUUGGCUCAUGCUGGCGACAUCCAGCUAAACCAGGUUCUCUGCAGAUUGUGAGCACUGAGGAGCUGCCGAUGGUAUCAUCGCAUUCAGAAUCUACUGGAGAUAUUUCUGGGAUUUUUUUUUUUCUGGCAGACUCUGUUCUCAGUGGUUCAAAAUCCAGCCUGCCAAAUUUGACUUGUUUCCAAAAAUCGCUGAAGGGUUCUUGUUUGUCCUUCCCCCAGUCAGGGCUGGGCCUGGGCCUAGGUGUGGCUGCAGGAUAGGGUGUGUGUCUCACAUCUGGGCCCUCCAUCAUAGAAUGACUGUACCUUGAGGCAUCCCUGAGGACAGUUAAAUUAUUUUUAUAUUUAAACUACCAGAGAAUGCCUGUCUCUCGCAUUAAUUUGCCAUCACUGAAUGUGCAGUCUCAGUAGCGGAAGAUUGGUGUUUUAUGGCUGAAUUGUUCAUGACCUCUGUGCAUAACUUAAACAGGGGGCCUUCUUGUCUUGUGUCACCCCAGCAUUCUCCCCAAAGUAGGUACCUGAAGUUCCAGUGAAAAAUAGGAGAAGGUAGGGACUGAUAAUAAAGGAGAAAGAAACCAAAGUUGAUGCUUUGUCUACAUUUCAUUUGACAGUUUGAUUUGACAGUUUGAGAGACAACCUCACAGAGUUCCGUUCUUUUCCCCAGUUGAGGCUAUGGGAAAUCCCGAAGCAGAUCCUGGUAUUCAACACACUGUGCUCAUGGGAGCCACACCUAAUUCUCAGCCCCUCUUCCAGCUGCAUGCUUGUCUCAGACUUUUGACCCUCCGCUUCCUGCCGGAAGGGUCCUCUGAACCACUGACUUCCUUCUGGCCUGCCCAGCCCAGCACGCCUUUGGGGAGCUUUGUGUUAGCCUUCUCAGCUUGUCAGUCUGCCUUCCUGCUCAGAGUGGGGUUCAGCCGUUCUGUGCCCUGCUGCUGUUUACAUAGGUGAAGCAGGGAUGAGUGUCUUUGUGAGGUUUUUGUGCUUUGUCAAGAGCUGCGUUUAUCAGUAAGACAGUGUGUGUCAGCCAGCCUCCAGGAUAAGAACAUGAUCAUACUGGAGAGAGACUCAGAAAGGCUAAAGGCUCUCUCUGGGUCACACUUCUGGCUCUCGCUGACAGUCCUCAGCACACUGAUGAAGGAAAGUGGGAGGUGGCUUCUUUGUCCAAGUGAGGGACAAAGCCUCAGAGAACAGAAGGGGCCAUCUUGUGGCAGAGAAAGGAAUGACAAGACGCCGCCUAUCAUGGUCUUGCAGAGGAAGUCAGACAAAGUACAUUCUUUCCACCCCAGGUGGUGCAAAGCUUGCUUUCAGGAACACUGGGGUGACAGUAGGGAUUUGGGGUUACUUCCGAUUUAAGACAGACAUGGCUCUUUGAAUCGUGUUGCUUCUGUUGAAAGUAAGUCUAGUUUCUGUCCCUGCUUCUCUCCCUUCUUGCCUCUCGCUGCUGCAUUGCUUCCCCUGCCUAGGUCCAAGGCCAUGGUAUGUACUCACCGCGCAGCCAGCUUCCCUCUGCCUGCACGCUCAGUUCUUUUGGCCAGAAGAGAAGAGGGGAAAUAGCUAGGGGUUGUGACUUUCUUCACAGGAGAGAGUGUGAUAGAAGUUAAGCGCUGCCUGCCUGAUAGGUACUGGUGGGUCGGAGUGGCCGGCCUGGUCCCAGCAGCUCAGGAUCAGACUUUACCCACUUACCCAGUUCAUUGACACAGCCCUCGGAAGGUAGUGAUGGCUCAGCUUGAGGUUGGCAGGAGCCGUGAGGAACACAGCCCAGAGCCUUGCCACUUGCUCUGUUCUCCAUCCCCCUCCCACUUAAAAAAAAAUCUGUGUUGUUGUACAUUUCCCUGCCUAUGGGGACUGCAAAAUGCCUACCGGUCCUUUCAUCUUAGAGCCGAGGGUGGUACCCAAGACCACUGCAGACUCUCCACCCAGUGACAUGGCAGUUGCUGGCUCCCAGGGUCCACAGUCUCUAGUGAGCCAAAGAAGACUCCAUGCCUAGGUAUCCCCAGCAUGGUUCAGAAGGAAGUGUUUUCCUCUUGGAGCCUCUGAGCCUUUGAGAGGGUUAGUGGAUGAGCCAGCAGGUGCAGGCCCCCUCAUAGGGAGAGAGGCAGUCAGAGAUACCAUGGAGGAUCCCCAGUGGAUUCCCGGGCAUAUUACAGAUGCCUGAUGGUUGUAAAGAUAUUUCUUUCUGACAUGUAAGGGCCAUAUAUCUGACAAGAACUUCCUGUCAUAAGUAUACUACAACAGCUGGCAGAGCCUGGGUAUGGGUGUGGGCAAGACAGAAUCAGCUGCAGCUCACAGCAAGGACCCUUGAGGCCACCUCCGGCAGGCCAGUGUCUCCACCACUCCCAGCUACCAGCAAGGUCGUGAUAAGGGCAGAGGCAAAAGGCAGCUUCUGGGAUGGGGUGGGGGUAGGGUGGGAGUGGGGCUCAGUUCCCCUUAGACUUAAGGCCUGGUGUAUUCCUCCUCUUCUGUUCUGUGUCCUGUGCAUGCCGAGUCCUGCUUUCUGGUCCUGCCCGUGUUAUGGAGCCCGGCCUGGGUCAUGUGUUAUCUCUGCUGCUCUCUCCCCAGAACACGGCUCUAGAUAAAGAGGGGCAGAUUUUCUGCAGCAAGCACUGUCAAGACAGCAGCAGACCCGCGAGGGAGCAGAGCUCGCCAGUCCCUUCCUCAGGCCAGGAGGCCCCUCCCCCACCGGAGUCUCCCAAGCCCUCUA